GCAGCAAAAUCCAAGAUACUGGACAAAGCUCUGAACAACCAUGGAGACACGACGCCACCGGGUAGCAAUGGAAGCAGACGCAGCAAGGAUCAGAGUCCGACGCACUUAUUUCCCCAACUUCUGAUUGGACUCCCGUCUCUCUCAUUUUCGCAGAAAAGCGCGCCAUGGAUGGUUGUACAGCAGCUCAAUCCGUCUUCGGUUCUCCAUACGAGCUCCUCUUCAGAGCUCUGUCUCUAAUCCCCGCCGCUCACUACGCGGCUCUCCUCCUAGCUCUCGGACUGGUCUUCCUCUACAAUUUUCUCGAAAUUCAUUUCCUCCGCGAUUUGGUCACUGGAUUCCGAGGAGAUCCCGUCAAGUUGACUUAUAAUGCUUCGUCGGAGGUCUACCGGUCCGUUGCUUCCAAGUGCCAGGUCCUCCGCGGCAGGUAUUUACCUACUCCAUGGUUGAGUAGUCCUCAUCUCCAAACCGCAUUCUUGAGUUUCUUUGGCAAUCCUCCUCGUUUCACUUAUAAAAGGGUGCUAUUCUAUACAAGUGAUGGCGGAACAAUUGCUUUGGACUGGUUAUUGCAUUCGGAUGUCAAUCGGGGUGAUGGUGCCUACUUGAGUAGUCGUACUUUCCUGCAGAAAAAUGAUGAAGCUCCUAUUGUGAUUGUUAUUCCUGGCUUAACAAGUGAUUCCACUGCUCCUUACGUAAAGCACCUCGUUUUCAACAUGGCAAGCCAGGGUUGGAAUGUUGUUGUAAGCAAUCACCGUGGACUAGGGGGUGUACAAAUAACUGUGAGUACAAGAUCUCAUAACUAUAUACUUUCAUUAUCAAAUGUGUAUGGUCAGUCUGACUGCUUCUACAAUGCUGGGUGGACGGAGGAUGCUAGGAGAGUCAUUGACCAUAUCCAUCAAGAAUAUCCAGAGACUCCUCUAUAUGUUGUUGGAACUAGUAUUGGUGCCAAUAUCCUGGUAAAGUAUCUAGGAGAAGACACAGUUAACGUUCCUAUCGUAGGUGCUGCAGCUGUCUGCUCACCUUGGGAUCUUGCGAUGUGUGACAGGUUUUUCAGACGCAGAUUUGUUCAGAAACUAUAUGAUAAGGUUCUCACCUCUGGCCUUGUAGGUUAUGCCAAACUGCAUCAAACUAUCUUGUCUCGUCUUAUAGACUGGGAUGGACUCAACAAGUCACGUUCUGUUCGGGAAUUCGAUCACUGUGCCACCCGUAUUCUUGCUAAAUAUGAGACUGUAGACACCUUCUACAGGCGUUCUAGCGCUGUUAACUUUGUAGGAAACGUAGCAGUACCUCUUCUGUGCAUCAGUGCGUUGGAUGACCCAGUUUGUACAAGGGAAUCUAUUCCAUGGGAUGAAUGCAGGCAUGCUUUCUACUCGAUGAAUCCAAAUAUUGUCUUGGCUGCCACGAAGCAUGGAGGGCACCUGGGUUAUUUUGAAGGAAUUGCUGCCGGUACCAUGUGGUGGGUGAGAGCUGUCAGCGAAUUCCUCGAGGUGCUGCAUUCUAGUCCGUUAAAGAACACACCAAGACAGGUGGUGGGAACAUGUAGCACGACCACUCCAUUGGAAUCGAAAAUCGAUCAAGGGCCUUAUGUCAACCUAAUGGAAGAUGGAACUGUAGCUGCAGCUGGCGAUAUCCAGAAAGACAAUCAUGCAGCAGCAGCAGACACUAGCAACAGAGGCCAUACUGUCAAAGAGAAUGGAGAGACCAUCACCGAGGAAGAAGAAGCCAGCAACGACGUCGUGGAGACCAAGAAAAUGGAUCCUGCUGUCAAAGAGAAUGGAGAGACCAUCGCCGAGGAAGAAGAACCCAGCAACGACGUCGUGGAGACCAAGAAAAUGGAUCCUGCUGAAGACAAUCCCGACGAAAAGAAGCUUAAUGAUCUGGUUUCCCCCAUGAAGGGACACAUAACUCGACUCGCACGGCACAGCAAGACAUUCAUCUGGCUUCUUGCUUACGUUGCCAUGGUGACAACUUGGCCAGUGGUGGGUUCUGGCCUUCUUUUGUUCCUCAAGAAGAAGUUUGGUAGCAGCUUCAUUCCGCCAACUCUGAGAAAAUAAUGUGUGUAUUUAUGUGCUAGUAAUUGUUGUGUAAAGUAUAAACUAUUAAAGGGCAUAAUCUGUCAUGGAAUAAAAGCAAAGAAGGAACGAGGGUAAUAAGGUCGCCUAAGAUAAAUUUAUAGAUGAUGUGUGAAUUUGUGAUCAUUGUGUAUUGUUGCAGCCUUGCAGGGAACGAAGAGGUGAUCUUUUGUUCCAUUAGCU
Molecule: messenger RNA, 2252 nt
Organism: Linum tenue
Lineage: Eukaryota; Viridiplantae; Streptophyta; Magnoliopsida; Malpighiales; Linaceae
Source: the annotation of a GenBank genome assembly